Cyanidioschyzon merolae strain 10D is the source of this 1704-nucleotide messenger RNA. Its product is annotated as GTP-binding protein of Obg family. Gene Ontology annotation, cellular component: mitochondrion. Gene Ontology annotation, molecular function: GTPase activity; GTP binding; magnesium ion binding. The record is from RefSeq and is a predicted model, not a curated record. The transcript has a single exon. Bases 1 to 1704 code for a protein of 567 amino acids. NCBI's taxonomy places the organism in Eukaryota, Rhodophyta, Bangiophyceae, Cyanidiales, Cyanidiaceae.
AUGACAUUUAUAGUGCCCUCGCGAGGAGUUCGUGCCCCACAAAAGCACGCAGUGUUGCAAGCGAGGCGUCCGCGGGGACCCGGUCCCUUGACGAGGUGCUGGCGCUUGGCACCCCUGCGGGCGAGCCUCGAAAGGCCGCGCUCUGUGACCCCUGCCGACGACGACAACCAGGUGCUCGGCUCGACCAAAGUACCGACUCGGAAACGGGAACCCACAAGUGCAUACAGUUACAUCGACAGGGCACGCAUCCGCGUCAAGGGAGGCGACGGCGGUGACGGGUGUGUAGCUUGGCGUCGAGAGCGUGGCAACGCACGCGGUGGACCCGCUGGUGGCAACGGUGGACGAGGCGGUGACGUCUACCUCGUGGCAGACGCCGGACUAAAUACUCUAGUCAAGUUCGGAAGUGUGGUUCACUUCACGGCUGAGAACGGAGAAAAGGGUCAGCCGAAAAACUGCACUGGCGCCGAUGGCAAGGCGCUGGAGCUGCGAGUCCCGCUCGGUACAGUUGUCUACGACGCAGAAACGGGAGCGCUCUUGGGCGAUCUUGACCAGGUUGGUGCGCGGUUGCUGGUCGCACGGGGUGGUCGCGGUGGUCGCGGCAACGCAGCCUUCAAAACGGAUCGAAACCGAGCGCCCGUUAUCCGCGAAAAGGGUGAACCCGGCACCGGCUGCUGGCUUCGUCUGGAACUGCGCGUGCUCGCCGAUAUCGGCAUUAUAGGGUGUCCCAAUGCUGGCAAAUCAACUUGGCUUGCAGCGGUGAGCAACGCGCGACCAAAGAUUGCUGACUAUCCCUUUACCACUCUGGUUCCGAAUCUGGGCGUCUACGCUGAGAACGUUGUCCUUGCGGAUAUACCGGGGCUUUGCGAGGGCGCCCAUCUCGGGCGAGGGCUUGGUAUAGGAUUUCUCCGCCAUAUUGAGCGCUGCCGCAUGAUACUGCAUUUGGUUGCAGGAGAUGCACCAGAUCCUCUCUAUGAUCUACAGGCUAUUCGUUUGGAGUUGGCGUUGUUCAAUCCGCGUCUGGUCCAAGACAAAUUGCACGUCGUGCUCUUUACGAAGAUGGAUUUGCCUUUGGCCCAGCAGCGUUGGAAUGAUGCUUCUUUCCGCGAGGCGUUCCAGAAGGCAGUGGGGCACCGCCGGAUUGCCGCCGUAUCAGCAGUUACGGGCCAGGGUGUAGAGGAAACCAUGCAGCGUGUAUGCAAGCUCCUGGAGAAAAUCCCGCAACCUGACCGCUUAAGCUCGCUGCCUGAUGCAUCUCCUGGUGUGCUAGAGCAAUCGCGGAGCCCAGCAGCCGCUGAUACCUUUCGUGGUGAUCAUGACGCCAUCGGUGCGAGCGUGGAUGGCACGUUCCGUAUCCAAAAGGAGCGAAUGGCAGAUGGCCAGCGGCGCUGGCGCAUACUGGGUUUGCCCAAGCUCGAAAGACUCGCUGUUAUGACGGACUGGGCGUACCCAGAGGCCGUGGAUCGCUUUCAGCGAGUACUUCGAGCGCUGGGGGUCACGGAGGCGCUCUCGCAGAGCGGCAUUCGCGCCGGUGAUGUUGUCGUCAUUGCGAAUAUUGAAUUCGACUAUACCCCCGAUGAUAAUGUGUUUUACCAGAAUGCCCUAGAGGACGGUGUGGACUUGUUUAAGGACACAAGCGAUGUCGAGAUCGCUGUGGAUGAGGAUCACGAUUAUCGUGAAUGGAGCGAAAACGUUUCGCAAUCAUAG